AUGAUGCACAGUAGAGCCAAUAUCCGGCCUUACAAUGCUCAAGUUCUUGUGGGAAAUUGGUAUGAAGAUAGAGUCAUGGAAGAAGAAGUACUAACAGAUUUCCUUGAAAAACGCAGUACUGGUCAACUGUCAUCACAAAAAAUGUCGGAAGUUGAACGUAUGUCACAAACAAUUCCAUUAAGUAUAUCUGCUGGUGACGGUUUACUUCGUUUUGGUCAUCAACUCAUGCUCAUCCAUACAUCGGUUUAUUCCGCUCAAAAUACAGGAGAAAAAUCACAAUUAAGCUGUUGUUUAGCGACUGGUAUUCCACAUUCAUCGGGUUUACAGGAUGGAGCAACUGAAGUAACAGCAACAGGAACAACAUCAAUACGUCCGACGCUUCGUUCAGCUUUUAUUCUUGGAAAACCGAAUCUUUCGGUUAGUUCUGAUUCGGUUAAAUACGGCGAUGAAAUAAUACUAUCGGACACUAAUGGAGAAUUAUUUUUAACUUGUGUGAAAAGUUCCACACGUGCCGGACGAACAUGCGAUGUCAUUUUCACUAGUAAUAAAACUCGAAAUAGUGUAUGGAUUGUCAUGCAUCCAAAUAUCAAUGCACGAUUAGAGUUCGAUGGAUCCGAUGUGAAGAUUGAUGAUAAAAUUGUUCUUGCUCAUGCGCCAACGAAUAAAUGUCUAUCGGUUAAUGUAGAACAUUUUAAUAAAUCACCAUAUGGACGCGAACAUGAACUUUUAUGCGAAUUAUCUACGGGUAGUUUUGCCACAUACAAAGCGCCUAUUCUUUGGAAAUUUCAAACUCAAUCAGCAUAUUAA
Rotaria socialis is the source of this 807-nucleotide messenger RNA. Lineage: Eukaryota; Metazoa; Rotifera; Eurotatoria; Philodinida; Philodinidae. The record is from the annotation of a GenBank genome assembly.